Vitrella brassicaformis is the source of this 843-nucleotide messenger RNA. Lineage: Eukaryota; Vitrellaceae. The record is from the annotation of a GenBank genome assembly.
CCAACCACGCGCUUCGACUGUACGUGCUGGUGGUCGUGGUUGACAAACAUACAUGACGAGCAUCGUGUCGGAAUCCGACGUGGAGGUUGGGUCUUGGAACCGGCCCAUCGACGAGGGCGACAUCUGGCGCGUCCUGACGCUCUGGACGGCCCUGUUCGUGUGCUCAUGCUACCUCAUUGCUGGCGUCCGGGCGGUGGUAGCGAUGCGACUGUUCACCAAGCUCAUCGAGGGGGCGUCAGUGCUGCUCCUGUUCGUGUCGUACGGCCUCGUGAUCGGCAUCGUGGCCUCGAUGACCAUCUCAGCGUUGAUAGCGGGGAUGCACAUCUCCAUCCACCUGACCAUCAGAUACUCCACGGGCAUCCUCUACUCUGCUCUGCAGGUGCGUGAGGGGAUCAGGGGGCAACAAUUGAUGCAGGAUUAUUGGUGGUGAGGUUUGGCUGUUGUGUUGAUGUGUGUGCAGGCGGGGCUGAUUCUAUGGUUUCAGAGUGGCAUGUAGGCAGCUGCUCGACAUUGAUGGAUGAGUGCAUGAUCUGAUCAAAAAAAGAAUGGUCAUUCGUCGUGUCGUGUCUGUCCAUUCGUCCAUUCAAUGUCUCGAGGGUGUGUAUCUUCGCUGCAUGGACACAUUCGCCAACGCCUUCUCAAUCACACCUGCAGGACACACACAUUGACACACACACAUUGACACACACAGCGUCAUGCAGAGAGUCUCACACACCUCAUGCCGCGUGCAGACUUGGUUUGUCCUCCUUCUGAUUGAACUUGUGCUUGCCUGCCUCAUUCUGCACAUGACAAGCACAGAGACACAGACACUGAGAUGUUCUAUCUGUCUGCUCAAUCAUGCUG